AGCGCUACAGAGCGAGCAGGUGGCUGUUGCAACUUUACCAUUUUCUCUCAGAGAGGGAGUGUGGGGAGAGAGAGAGAGAGAGUGAGAGACAGCGAGCAUAUGCGUGUUGCUAGACCGCUGCUGUAAGGAUGCGCUGUCAUCCUUAGAAAAGAUCCACUAGUCUGUUGACACAUUGGCGGGAUGCUUCAACUGCACAUGGACAUGACAUUCUAAGACGCGCUUCCAGUUUCAACAGUGAACGCGCUGCUAAUUAAAACUAGCAACAAGAGGAACAGCAAUAAUGAGCUCUCUCCCAAAGAGCGAAUCUACGACCUCCCUCCUGAAAUCUUCAGCGGCGAGCCGUAAGUCUGCACACCGCUCUGAACAUGCUGGAAGCGGCCGCCGCAGCAACCAUCGCCCCGCCGCUCAGCGAGGCAGCAGCACUGCAGAGGAGACGUGCUGGCCGGCUGAGUGCGACGCUAGCGCCCGUAGACCCUUAUGUCACCCCCGACUCACCAGCAACCGGAGUAGCGGAACGAAACGAGGGACUAAGAGCCAGUCCCACCAUCCACACGCCCACCUCGCCCCUGGAUACGGCCAGGAAGAACUGCCGGAGAGACAGGGGGUCGGGCGGGGAGGAAGGGAGCGGAGCAAACAGUCCAGACACCCACAUCAUCACUCUCACCACCAGAAAACCGCUCGAGACGAUAUGCUUCCAGACCAUCACUACGGAAACCCCCAUCCAGCCCGGGUCCCCUCACCGACACACUCUCUCUCCAAGCGCGCCGACGAUGCUGCGUUCUUCUUCGAGUCAAGGGAUCAUACCAGAGCCAGUUCAUCGCUCAGCCUUGCCUCCGACCCUCCCGCUAGCCUGCCUUCCCCUGCUUCGUCUUCGCCGCUUCCCGCAUCCUCUAGUCGGUCCUCCGGCCGCUCCGGAAGAUCCAGUACGGCUUCCUCUGAGCCUGACUCCAGCCUGCACCCCAUCCUCAGCUCAGUCUUCGGACAGGACAGAGAACUGAGGCCAGAAGAGAUUGAUGAGCUGCGUGAGGCUUUUAAGGAGUUCGACAAGGACAAAGAUGGAUUCAUCGGCUGUAAAGACCUGGGCAACUGCAUGAGAACCAUGGGUUACAUGCCAACAGAAAUGGAGCUGAUAGAACUGAGCCAGCAGAUCAACAUGAACCUGGGGGGUCACGUGGAUUUCGAUGACUUUGUGGAACUGAUGGGACCCAAACUUCUGGCUGAAACUGCGGACAUGAUUGGUGUGAAGGAACUGAGGGACGCUUUCAAAGAGUUUGACACCAAUGGUGACGGACAGAUCAGCACAGCAGAGCUAAGAGAAGCCAUGAAGAAAUUGUUAGGACAACAGGUUGGUCACAGAGACUUAGAGGACAUUUUGAGGGACAUUGACCUGAAUGGAGAUGGCCAUGUAGACUUUGAAGAGUUUGUCCGAAUGAUGUCCCGCUGAAAGACAAGGACGUGGCCAUUUGCACUGGAUGUCAGCUGCCGUUCCUGCCCCUGUAAACGAGUGAGGAAGAGGGGAGUGAGAGAGGAAGAGGAGAGAGCGAGAACACUAAGCCUGCGCUGAGCCACCUUUCCUGACGAGAACUGGAAACUAAAUCCUGACCUCUGACCUCUGAACUCUCAACUACACACUACAAAAAAAAAAAGAUCAUCAGAGCUCCCUCCUCAAAAUGUCCCCUACCCAACCAGACGCCCUGACUGACAGACUGACAGUUUGAGCACUUUCAACCCCC
This is a messenger RNA of Megalops cyprinoides (Indo-Pacific tarpon), 1733 nucleotides long. RefSeq names its product calcium binding protein 1a (gene cabp1a). The transcript is spliced from 7 exons. Lineage: Eukaryota; Metazoa; Chordata; Actinopteri; Elopiformes; Megalopidae. Bases 281 to 1444 code for a protein of 387 amino acids. Gene Ontology annotation, molecular function: calcium ion binding. The record is from RefSeq and is a predicted model, not a curated record.